Chelmon rostratus (copperband butterflyfish) is the source of this 954-nucleotide messenger RNA. It is a transcript of the gene glod5, whose product is annotated as glyoxalase domain containing 5. The record is from RefSeq and is a predicted model, not a curated record. Bases 98 to 610 code for a protein of 170 amino acids. Lineage: Eukaryota; Metazoa; Chordata; Actinopteri; Chaetodontiformes; Chaetodontidae. The transcript is spliced from 4 exons.
UAACGUUAUUCGGUGAUAUGGCCAGUGCAGUGUUGAAGCUAACACAGUCCACAGAGGUGGAAAAACGAGGAAGUACCCGAGUCAGACUACGGCAAGGAUGGCUCUCCGAACACUAGGGAACCGUUUGUGGCUCAUUCAGCGGGACUGUUGGAAGACUGUCUCCAUCCAAACACAUGGAGCUGUCAGAUUCAAAACAACCUGUCCAGUUGAAGUGAGCCAUUUGGAUCAUUUGGUCCUAACAGUGAAGAGUGUGCCUGACACCGUCAACUUUUACACCUCAGUCCUUGGCAUGGAGGUCAUCACUUUUAAGGGAAACCGUAAGGCUCUGGGAUUUGGGCAGCAGAAGUUUAACCUUCACCAGCUGGGUCAGGAGUUCGAGCCCAAAGCCAAGCUUCCAACCUCCGGCUCUGCAGACUUGUGCCUCAUCACCAAAACCCCUCUGGCUACAGUAGCCGCACAUCUGAAGGUCUGUGGAGUUGAGAUAGAGGAGGGUCCGGUGGAGAGGAGUGGAGCUGUGGGGGCCAUCACCUCUCUUUACUUCAGAGACCCAGACCACAAUCUCAUUGAAGUGUCAAACUAUAACCAGGCAACAUCAGAGGGAUCUUCUUGAGACUCCUUUCCCUUUUUUGUGCACGUAAAUUCAUCCAAUCAUUGCACUAACUCUGUCUGCUGAACCAACUUUGCACAGUUUAGCGCACUUUUGACUGCAAAAUUGCUGUAAUUCAAACAACACAUGCACUAUUUUCAAGCUAGAGUGGAUAACAUCAGUUGGCUGUGCAAAGACACUGUUCCUGUGUAGUUCUGCUGACCAGUGGUUGCUAUUUUAAUUAUGCAUAAAAAAUCUAUGGAGUUAUUAGACGAAAUGGGCACUUAAGAAGAUUUGUUUUACGUUGUGAAGAGAAACUGAACACUUGUAAGAAUUGUUGCCUGUUCAGCACAAAAUAAAAGGUUCUU